Messenger RNA from Triticum aestivum (bread wheat), 873 nucleotides. RefSeq lists its product as uncharacterized. The transcript is spliced from 2 exons. Lineage: Eukaryota; Viridiplantae; Streptophyta; Magnoliopsida; Poales; Poaceae. The record is from RefSeq and is a predicted model, not a curated record. The coding region runs from base 218 to 733 and encodes 171 amino acids.
CCACGCAUCCCGUCUCACCCCCCAUCCCGUCCGUCGGUGCCUUCUUGCCGUCGCUGCCACGUCCUCGGACCAGGAGCGUCCCCGUGCCUCCCUGUACCCACCUCGCUCCGUCUUCUCCUGCCGCGGAAUGCGAUCCGGGUAACCAACGGGUGCCGGUGCGGAUUCGGUCGCCUGCCGGCCGGCCGGCCGGCCGAGAUGUGGAUCAGCUCAUCCUCCGAUGGGCCGCGAGUUCGUGAGGAGGAUGGCGUCGAUGCGUCGCGCUACGCGCUACGCGCCCUCCUCCUUACCCGCAGCUCCCUUGCUAGUAGCCGGUUGGUUCGAUUUGUCUGAAGCCGUAGUUCCAUUGCAGGCGACGAACGUCCUAGGUGGAGAGUAUUUUCCAUGGAAUCAAAUUGAUGAAACUGGCAAUGAGACGUUUCUUGUCCUCGACGCAGGCCGGGUUUUUAGAGGAACACAUUCCAAUGUGACCAGCCACUUGCAACUAACAAGAGUGCUCUUUGACCAUUGCCCGUCUAUGAAUUUCACACUCUGUCCUGCCAAUGAUUUUGGUUAUUGGUGGCAAAUCUUAUCCCUUGGCUGGCAUCUAGGACUCGUGCCUUCAGUUUACGUUUAUUGCGCUGAUUCACUGAUCUUUACGGGUGCUGGCAUCAAUGACCAACUGUUCUCUCCAUUCCCUACUUUCCUCAACAAUGCGCAUUUAUGUGCUGCAUUACUCCGCCUAGCUUUGGGUUGAAAUGGGAGCUCCAGCCUUCCAAUCUUUUUUAUUUUCAUUCAUGUACCAAACAGUUAAUGGUUGUAUUUACUUGAUCACACUUAAGUUUGUCUGCAUAGUCUACAUUUCCAUAUUGAGUUAAUACUUCUGAUCGUUGCUAU